UGCAACGCCCCGUCUGGGAGCCAGCAGACUUUGAAAUCUUACGCUGUAAAAUGAAACUAAAAGGAGGAGGAAAUUUAGAAUGAAAGAAGUGAGAUUCUAGGAAGCUAUUCACCACUUUCAAGAAGACACGGUGGUGUAAUGAAUGAAGUCUCAGAAUGAAUUUGGAUGUUUCUGAAGAUCACAGUGCUGCCAAGAAGUCUUGUAUAUUUGAGCCAUACAGAAAGCAUAAAAACAUAGGCAAAUGUCUAAUAAUCAGUAAUGAGCACUUCCCUGACUCACCACAUUUGCAUAGGAAGGGCGGUUCAGUAGAUGAACGCUUAUUGUCGAGCACAUUCAAGUCCCUCGGGUUUCAAGUACAGGUGGAGAAGAACCUGUCGGCAAAUGAAAUGAUUAGUGUGCUGAGAAAAGUAUCCAAGGAGAACCACACAGACAAUUCCUGCUUUGUGUGUGUACUGAUGAGCCAUGGAGAGGAAGGAACAAUCCUUGGAUCGGAUGAGCGCUGGAUCCAUGUCAAAACUCUGACCUCUCUCGUGACUUCUGACCUCUGCCCUAGUCUGCGGGACAAGCCGAAACUUUUCUUCCUACAGGCCUGCAGGGGACUGGAAUAUGACCCUGGUGUCGAGGCAGACAGUGAAGAAGCACCGGGCGAAUAUUUGGGAAUUUCGGACGUUCCCGAGGCGGAUUUUCUCUGUUGUUAUUCCACAGUGGAAGGAUACUACUCGUGGAGAAAUCCAGAAAAAGGCUCUGUAUUUAUCGGUGAACUUUGCAAGAUGUUAAAGGACAGUCAUCUAGAGAUUAUUCAGAUUCUCACAAGAGUAAAUCAUCAUGUGGCUUUUCACUUCCAGUCUUGCACCACAGACCCGGAUACACACAGAAAGAGACAAAUGCCGUGCUUUGCCUCCAAACUGACCAAGGAUUUUUAUCUUCAUGUGGCAGAGAAGAAAAAGAAAUAAUAUAAAUGAAAAAAUAAUAAUAAUAAUUUUCCAUCACUGGGAGCAAGUCAGUGAUGUGGUUUGCAAGGAGAGACAGCAAUUUAUGAAUAUGUUAGAAUAUGUUCAUAUGCAAACACACUUCAUUAUUAAAUUAAUCAAAUGAUGUAUAAGAUGGCAGAUCUGAAGAACAGUCUAAGCACAUUGAAUUAAAUACUUCAGGAACUUUAUUUAUUUGUUCGUUUGUGUUUUCUUCUUUUUCUUUUUCCAAAUAAAAGUGGAAAAAAUAAAUAAAAAUGACAUUAUUCAUAAGAGGCAAGUGAAUAUCUGAUGACAGAUACUAGACUUAUGUAUAUUUCAAUAUCUUUUUGAUUAUUCAUAUCUAGUCUUUAAAAUAUAAUUGCUGUAUAGAGAAAGUAUUUUUUUCAUAGGUAAAGUUUGAAAGUCUGGCUCUGAGACAAUGGUGAAACAAUGAAAUCUAUACAUAAAAGGCACUUUAUUUAUAAAUAAUAAAGUUUUAUGUGACCUUGAUAGUAAAAGAAAAGAGGCCUUUUAGCUUUAAAAGAAAUCAAGCCAUGACACAUAAAUGUGUCCGCACUAAAGAAAUACACUGUCUUUUAGUUGGAAUAACUAAAAGUGAAAGACAACUUUUGAUUAAGGGUCAAGUAAAGUAGAAUUUUGAGACUUGAUGAAGGGUAGUUGUCCUACCAUCUCAUGUGAUAUGGCUUUAUAGUAACAGGAACAGGCAAUGUAGCCUACUUUCAGCAGAGUUCUUCAUUCUCAACCUUUCUGUUAGUGAGAUUCUUUUCUGUCUGUCUCUCAUCUGUCAUCUCAGGUAUAAAUUUGAAAUUUACUUGAUAGUGUGGACUAUUCUUACAGGACUUAUCAUAACGAGUCGUCCUGUUUCAGUGUCUGAUCUGAAUGGAGUGUUCUGUUACUGCUUGGAUGGCAACUUUUGGGACCUGUGUGGUUCUUAUUAUAACUUGGUUCUCCAUGUUGGCACAGCAUAUCUUUUUUCUCUCCAGUUGUUUUGUCUUGUGGCUGUUCUCAGAUUUUUCUUCUAACGAAGAACGUUUUGUCUUAUUCUAAUAACUACUAUGACCAUGAUUAUCAUGUGAUGUGCUCCUUAUAUUAAUUGUAUGGUUCCUUGAUGGGUUUUAUCAGGAAAGAUUACACUUUUUUUAUUGCUUA
This is a messenger RNA of Pimephales promelas (fathead minnow), 2120 nucleotides long. RefSeq names its product caspase 21, apoptosis-related cysteine peptidase (gene casp21). NCBI's taxonomy places the organism in Eukaryota, Metazoa, Chordata, Actinopteri, Cypriniformes, Leuciscidae. Gene Ontology annotation, molecular function: cysteine-type endopeptidase activity. The record is from RefSeq and is a predicted model, not a curated record. Gene Ontology annotation, biological process: proteolysis.